Messenger RNA from Epithele typhae, 1128 nucleotides. RefSeq lists its product as uncharacterized. NCBI's taxonomy places the organism in Eukaryota, Fungi, Basidiomycota, Agaricomycetes, Polyporales, Epitheliaceae. The record is from RefSeq and is a predicted model, not a curated record. The coding region runs from base 1 to 1128 and encodes 375 amino acids. The transcript has 12 exons.
AUGUCAACAGAAGACCUCGGUGACCAAAUUUCGCAAGUGAUAGAAGAAUAUCAAGCGGGUUACACCGAUGAAUACGUGUUGGCUGCAGCAUCUGAAGUCAUCCUCAUUUUCGACCAUCUCCUAACAUUUGGCCGAGAGGUCAAUUUCUUCUGGAACCGGCGCGUGUCCGGCCCAACAGUACUAUUCAUCUUGAAUCGCUACCUUGCCCUUAUUCUCCGGAUUUUUUCGUCCCUUAGUUUGCGCCCAUUUACUAACCAGGUCUCGACACUCACUUUCCCGUGCUUUCAAGACGUCAGUUUAAUGUAUGAUGUUCUUAACUUCAUUGAGCUCAAGUACGUGUACAACAGCUGCACCACACUGGACAACACCAUUUCGGUCUUGGAAUUCAUACAGCCCAUUCCUCCUGCAGCAUUCUCCGCGAUGCGCGCAUUAGCGCUGAGUCAAAGUCGCCCACUUGCAGUGCUGGUGCUGGUAUUUUCCAUUGUGAAUGUGGGCUUCGACUUUGGUGUUCCUCAAUAUCAUAGGCAGAGUUUCAGUGAUCCGACUUGGGGCUGCCUCGUGGUGUUCCUUUCAAUCCCUACGCCGGUCCUGAUAACCGGGGAGGUACUUUCUCGGUCACUGCUGAUCCUCGCAGAUGGAAUCGUUAUCUUUCUGACCUGGAAAAACGCACGCUCUUCUGAAAUGAAACUGAAGACUGGUUCUCCACGAACGUUAAACGACAUCAUGCUACGCAACGGAGCCAUGUAUUUCGUUGUUUUUCUCAUUAUCAACACUCUCCGCAUGGCAACCACUUUGAGAGGGGUAGGCAAUAUAAUCAUAGUAACCCCUGGUCAAGACUCCUUGAUUAGUGCAUUCAACGAUCCUAUUACUACGAUCCUCGUCUCGCGAUUUCUGCUUGACCUACAGGAGGCUCAUCAGCGGACAGUCAAGCUCGGCACAGAUGACCCACUCCACUCGUCUGCCUCCGAAUUCCAGGUCGGCAUCGGAUCCCUGCAAUUCGCGGUUGACGCCAUGGGAUCCAUCGGGGCGGAUCUCCGGAGCUUGGACGAAACCCACACCUCACGGGUAGAAGACAACUACGAACCUGACAGAGUACUCAGGACGGAGGACGCAGAAAACGCAGAGUAG